CUCUAAAGCCCUAAAUCCCCAUCUCACGCCGACCGACUCCCUCUCUUCUCAACCCUUUUCACCGAUCUCAUCCAUUCUCCUCCGCCGAGCGCUCUCCGUCGUCGCGAUGGGGGGAGUCGCUGCUGAUGCGGGCGUUGAGCAAGCGGCGGACGUGGGUCUUCCUCUUCCUCGUCGUCUACUCCCUCCUCCUCUCCUCCUCCUGGAACCUCCUCCUCUCCAUCCGCUCCUGGUACAACUCGGCGGCCGCCUCCGCCUCCUCCCGCGCCGCCGCCGGCUGGAAGGCCCUCUACGCCUCCAUGCUCUACGGAGGGGUCUUCGGCCUGCUCUCCAUGGGGGCGGCGCUGGCUGUGGCGGUGCCGGCCACGUUGGUCACUGGAUCACGAUCCUCGUGCUGCUCGCCUUCGCCGGAAAGCCCCGACGGGCGCUCGUCGCCGACGGCCGUCGGAUCACCGCCGACAUCGCCGGUUUCGCGCUCAAGAUCCUCCUCCGAGAGGAAAACCUCGUCGUCGUCGGCGCCGUCCUCAGCUUCGUUGCCCUCCUCCUCCGACGGAGACGAGGCGGAGGUGAGGACCAAGGUUUUUGUUCUAUCAUUGCAUCUCCAGAGUCUUUCAGAAUAUUUCGUCUAA
This is a messenger RNA of Phoenix dactylifera (date palm), 626 nucleotides long. The record is from RefSeq and is a predicted model, not a curated record. NCBI's taxonomy places the organism in Eukaryota, Viridiplantae, Streptophyta, Magnoliopsida, Arecales, Arecaceae.